Molecule: messenger RNA, 2232 nt
Organism: Thunnus maccoyii (southern bluefin tuna)
Lineage: Eukaryota; Metazoa; Chordata; Actinopteri; Scombriformes; Scombridae
Gene: kif22
Product: kinesin family member 22
Exons: 13
Coding region: 190-2040 (616 amino acids)
Biological process (GO): microtubule-based movement; mitotic spindle organization
Molecular function (GO): ATP binding; microtubule motor activity; microtubule binding
Source: RefSeq, a predicted model, not a curated record
UUGGUGGAUGGUCGUUUCCGGUUGCAGCGCUACUAUUUGAAAAAGUGUAUCGGUUAGAAAUACGGUCUGUCCGCCAUUGUUAAAAGACUACCUCCGCAAUGUCGCUAAAAGUAAUAAUUAGGGAAUAACAAAGGUUUAUUUUGCAGGAGACCACAUAUAUAAAGGCCUUUUCCUGUUAAGAGCUCAAAGAUGGCUCAGCGAGUAGCGGUACCAGACGGAGGGAGCAAGAAGACAUCCAGGGUUCGGGUAGCUGUUCGUCUACGACCCUACAUGGGCAAACAAGAUGAGAAAGGCGAGGGCCCGUGUGUGAGAGGCCUGGACUCCCAGAACCUGGAGAUAAUCAACUGGAGGAAUGCUACAGAAACAGUGAAAUACCAUUUCGACGUUUUUCAUGGUGAGCAAACAACACAGCAAGAGGUUUUCCUCUCAUCAGUGAAGCCUAUUUUACCGCACAUACUGAAUGGACAAAAUGCUAGUGUCUUCGCCUACGGACCAACAGGAGCUGGUAAGACCCACACCAUGUUGGGCAGUUCAGAGGAGCCAGGCGUGAUCCCUCGAGCCGUUCGUGAGGUCUUCAAUCUAGUCAGAGCUAAGGAUGAGGAGGAGGGAUGGGACUACAGCAUUGGCAUGUCUUAUUUGGAAAUUUACAAUGAGAAGGUUCUAGAUCUUUUAUCGCCGAGCUCCCAUGAUCUACCAAUCCGAGAGGACAAGGACAAAAACAUCCUUAUCCCUGGCCUCACUCACACAACAAUCUCCUCCUUCUCCGACUUUGACAAACACUUUGUCCCCGCUAGUCUCAAUCGUACUACAGCCUCGACCAAACUGAACCAGCGCUCCAGCCGCAGCCAUGCUAUCCUCCUCAUCAAGGUUGUGCGGACUCGGCAAGCUCUGCCCCACCGACAACAGAUUGGCAAGCUGUACUUGGUGGACCUGGCCGGGUCUGAGGACAACCGCCGCACUGGCAACCAGGGCAUCCGCCUGAAGGAAAGCGGCGCCAUCAACCUGUCUCUCUUUACUCUCAGCAAAGUGGUGGACUCUCUUAACUCUGGCACAGCCAUCCGUGUGCCGUACAGAGACAGUAAACUCACACGGCUGCUACAGGACUCUCUGGGUGGCUCCGCACACUCCGUCAUGAUCACCAAUAUUGCGCCAGAGUACAAGUACUAUUUUGAUACAUUUACUGCACUGAACUUUGCCGCCAAAUCCAAGCUGAUUGUGAACAAGCCCUUCACCCGAGAAACUGUGGCUGUGCUGCCAGUGAAGCGGGCCAGAGAGGACCACGAGGCAGGGGGUUCUGGCACUGAGCCACAGAAGAAGAGACAGAAAGAGGACAAGAAAACAGAACAAUAUGGUUCCUCACCUCACAGUCUUUCAGAACCGUCAGUGAUGGACAGACUAAUAGCUCUGGAGAAACAGAUGAUGAGCUGCAAGGACAAAGAUAGAGUCAACAUGCUGAAAGAUGUGGCCCAAUAUCGCAAGGAGAUCCAGGAGCUCAAAGAGAAGCAGAGGGAGUUUGAGAGCAAGACCAAGCUACUGAGUCGGCUUGCAGGAGAAAAGUCCAGUACCAGUCAAGAGCCCAGCUUCAAGAAGAAGAUGGCUCCUCUGGAAAGAGGGUCGUCGACUGCCUCAAAAGCCAACAAGCAGCAGGCUGUGGUCCAACCCCUCCAGGUGUCCCAGCAGCUUGCAGUCGUCAAAAAACAGUCCGUGUGCGUCAAGAAGAAGGAGAAGAGGCUUUCAGACCAGGUUGAGCCUCCGGAUGGUAAAGAGAACAAGAUGCAGAAUGGUUGGGAGUCCCAGCUUGACACAUCGGUGCUGGAGCAGUCCAGGCAGAAGAUCCUGCAGAUCCUCAAUACCGGAUCCCUCAAAGACCUGAAAGGCCUGCAGCAGAUCGGCGUCAAGAAGGCCAAACUCAUCCUGGGCUGGAGGGAGAUCCAUGGCGACUUCACAAAGGUGGAAGAUCUGAUUAAAGUUGAGGGGAUGACAGAAAAGAGAUUUUCCACAUUCAUGAAGGCAAACAUCCUGAGUGCCUUGGGAAUGUGAUCGUUUCUUUUUCUUAAUCAUACCUGCAUCUAAUGUAAAUAUUAUUUUAUCUAAGAAAUUUUUAUCUCCAUUUUUUUGUGUUUUGAUUUUGCUUUGUUUUAUGGUUUUGUUUUUAUGACUUUGUAGUUACCACUGUGCUCCACCUGAUGGCGCACUAUUGCUUUUUUAAUAAAGGACUCUCGUGUCACUAAA